AUGGUUUCGAUCAAGGGUCUGAUGAGUCUAGUCACAUCAAAUCCAAUUCCAGUCACUUUUCAAAUAAUCAAUGUAAAACCAAAACAAAAGUUUGCAAUAAAAUUGGACCCUAAUAUUAGCUUGAAGGCUACCCGAGAGGAAUUCAAAAAAUACGAAGAACUCAAAAAACAUGAAGAACCAAAGAUAGAAGAAUGUGAAUUUUUAUUCAAAAAUGAUGAGUCGACUAUAAUUUUAGAUGAAGACAAAUGGUCAAUAGGGGAAUGUUGGAACGAUCGUAUGGAAGUUAAUCUUAAAUGGAAUCCGCGUUGGAAAUUUUUUGUUAAUAAAUUUGAUUUAGGAUACGGAUACAAUGUUACAAAUGACAGAGCCGUGCGAGCAAAAAAGAAAGCAUUCAACAUAUCUGAUUGUAAAUUCACUGAGAGAAAUGGUAAAGAGGUUAAGAUCAAAAGUGACGAUUUGAAUUUUUUCUCUGAUUAUCACAAAUGUUCAAGGUAUUCAAAAAUUGAACUAGAAUUUAUUCGAGGACACGUAGAGAUCGUGAAAGAGUUUAGGGAUGCACUAGAUACAUUUAUCAAAUCCGGAGAUGUCAACAAACUUGCGGAAAUUAUAAGUGAUUAUGGUACUUUGAUUCCUACAACUAUCCAAUUGGGAUACAAGGUAAAUUCUUUCGAUCAUAUUGAUAAGGAGGAUGACUGGAUAGAUGAUCCGGGAGAAUGGGAACCAGUCGAUUAUCAGGGUCAAAAGAGUAUAUUUGAAUUAUUGGAUAGUAAUCUGCAAGAACAUCUGAUUUCCGCGAGAGGAGAUACAAUUCUCCAUGAAAGUGUCGAAGAAGAGAAUUUUGUAUUCUCCGAUACCACUAGGCAUGCUAUUAGACGCCUUGAUAUACCCUAUGACAUAUUAUCAACCAAUUUAAAGGUAUUUGCAACAUUAGUCAACAUGAAUAACGAUGACAAUAUGUUUACGUUUCGGCUUUAUCGCUCAGCUCCUGAUGAAUCCCACAAUAUUGUUAUUCAUUGUGUCAAACCUCUAGAAAAGAAAAGUGUCCAUAAUCUAAAAAUAGGCUGGAUAGCAGUUGGUUGCUGCCCACAUGUCAGAGACAUAACGAGACGCUUGAAUCAAAAAUCACGAAUACAUACAUUUCAUGAAUCUUUAUCAAGCAAUGAUCAAGGAACUCUUGAUUUUGAACUUAACCAUAUCAAACCGAAAUUAUUGAAAAACAUUACAGAUUGCGGUUUCGUGGGAAUUCUUGAAACGGAUAGUUUUGAAUUUUCAGAAAGAGCGUUAAUAGGUGGACAUCAUUUUUGUCAACAUGAUGAUGCCGACAAGAUUAGCGCGCAUAUCUUUGGUUAUUGUUUAAAAAAAUUAAGAUCUUGUAAAUUUUCAAAAAUUGCCAUUAAUAUAUUGUGCAUAUCGGAAUAUCAAGAAAAAGGAGCUUAUGGAAUAGAGCAUAAGUCAUCUAGAAAUCGACUAGACAAUGGUAUCUUGAGAUUUAUAAGUUUGAUCUCCAAAAUCAAAGAUGAUCAUUUGCAUAAUCUUAUCUGUCAAAAUCAGAAAGAAGUUUUUAGCAAGAGUCUCGAUGGAUUCAAAGAAUUCUUUUUCAGCGAGAAGUAUUGCAAUACAGAUUUUUCCUACUUUUAUUUUUCUCCUUUUACAAGGUCCAUGAGACAAAUUUUUGUUAGAGACGAUUCAAGAUCCCUACCGGAAAGCAAUGAGAAUACCAAUCGAACAGAGGAGUUUGAUGGCUCCGAUAAAUCUGAUUUAAUCUUUUUGCCGGCAAGCAAUGAAAAUACAUGCCAAACACGGGAGUCUGAUGAAUUGCUUGAUGAUUCCGAUAAAUCUUAUUCCAUGCUUUUUCCGGCAAGCAAUGAGAAUGCAUACAAGACAGGGGAGUCUGAUGAAUCGCUUGAUGAUUCUGAGGAAUCUGAUUCAAUCUCUCUUCUGGGAAGUAAUGAGAAUACAUUCCAAAUAGAGGAGUUCGAGAAAUCACUAGAUAAUGCCAUGAGAAAAGGAUUUAUUAAAUCGAUUGAUCAUCGUUCACUUGACAUGAAAUCAUCAAGAAAUGUUAAUGUUAAAAGUGCUUAUUUUAAAGACAAUACGAAAGUUUUCCUGAGAUUUCCAAAAGAGUAUGAUCGUCGCGUCCACUUUUUUAGAGAGGUGAUGUAUACCAAGUAG
Molecule: messenger RNA, 2172 nt
Organism: Acaulospora morrowiae
Lineage: Eukaryota; Fungi; Glomeromycota; Glomeromycetes; Diversisporales; Acaulosporaceae
Source: the annotation of a GenBank genome assembly